This is a messenger RNA of Paramecium pentaurelia, 403 nucleotides long. The record is from the annotation of a GenBank genome assembly. Lineage: Eukaryota; Ciliophora; Oligohymenophorea; Peniculida; Parameciidae.
AAUGACUUCCAAUUUGAAUGAGCCAUUUAUAAUCGUUAAAAAUUAUAGACAGCAAUAACAAGAAGCAAAAAAAGAAUAAUCUAAAGUUAAACCAGCCCCUAAGCCAAAGGAACUAUCAAAAAAAAUUGUAAAACCAAAAAAAAUAAGUUAAACUCCAUAGUUUUAGCAACCAAUUGCCUAAAAAUUAGACCCUUAACUCUUCUCAAAACUUUUGUAAUAACAUUAGCAAUAACAACUUAUGUUUUAAUAAUUGUUACAAAAUCCUUAAGUCAAUUAGAUUAGUGGCUAAGAUGAUGAUUUAGAUUAAUAUUCACCUGUUUAUUUAUAUGGAAUUCCAAAAACUCCUUAAAAUAUAGCUAUUCCAAGAGGUUCAACAGGAGAUGAGGAUGACUUUAAAAUCUGA